CUAGCUGGGUUGGGUUGGCUUGGCUUGGCCGUACGUACCGUGAGUGGGGUUCCCCCGGGCAUUAUUGCCAGAACAGAAACCCUAAACCAUGGUGCAUGCCCAUUCCUGUGAGCACAGGAGAAGUGGAUACCGCUUCUCUCCCUCUCUUCUCCUUCCUCUGACCCUGCUUCCUCCUCCUCCUCCUCCUCUUCUUCUUCUUCUUCUUCUUCUUCUUCCUGUGGUCAUGGAUUCGGUCUCUCCCGCGGAGCACCUGUGUUACGUGCGUUGCACCUACUGCAACACUGUGCUUGCGGUUGGAGUCCCAUGCAAGCCGGUGAUGGACACGAUCACCGUGAGAUGUGGCCACUGCAACCAUCUCUCCUUCCUCAGCUCCAGAACCAUGGUGCAGUCCCAUAGCUGCAACGAUUUCCAGAUGGGCCUUCAGGGUGCUUGUGCUGAUUGCCUGAGGGGCCAAGCUUCGUCUUCCUCCUCCUCCUCCUCAACUUCAAGCGAACAAACCACUCAAAAACCAACCUUCGUUGUGAAACCUCCCGAGAAGAAACACAGAAUGCCUUCAGCUUAUAAUCGCUUCAUGAGGGAGGAGAUUCAGCGAAUCAAAGCUUCUAAACCCGAUAUUCCUCACCGAGAAGCUUUUAGCAUGGCUGCAAAGAACUGGGCAAAGUGUGAUCCUCGUUGCUCGAUCAUUGUUUCCACAUCUGGUGAUGAUAAGCUGUCUCCUACUGAACAAGUGGAAAGCAGCAGUUCCCCUACAAUGGAAAGCUCCAGUUUAUACAAGCAGAUGGAAGAGGAGGAUUAGGGUUCUCGAUCGACAUAUGGAGCCCUUCCUCUUUGUUAGUGAUGCGCUUAUGGUGUUAAUUUUUGUUUGAUCUUCUCAUCUCUCUACAACAAAACCUCUCUUGGUACUGAAGUAUUUGCUAGUUAUGAUCCAUUCAUCCUAUGUAUGCAUUGCUAAUGAAGAGGAAGUGAUAUAAAUCUGCUCAUAUAUAUACAUAUA
Musa acuminata AAA Group (dessert banana) is the source of this 994-nucleotide messenger RNA. Its product is annotated as protein DROOPING LEAF-like. Gene Ontology annotation, cellular component: nucleus. Gene Ontology annotation, biological process: leaf development; floral meristem determinacy; multicellular organism development. The record is from RefSeq and is a predicted model, not a curated record. The coding region runs from base 89 to 796 and encodes 235 amino acids. Lineage: Eukaryota; Viridiplantae; Streptophyta; Magnoliopsida; Zingiberales; Musaceae. The transcript is spliced from 7 exons.